This is a messenger RNA of Spodoptera frugiperda (fall armyworm), 3522 nucleotides long. Its product is annotated as neprilysin-4. Gene Ontology annotation, biological process: protein processing. The transcript is spliced from 16 exons. Gene Ontology annotation, cellular component: plasma membrane. Gene Ontology annotation, molecular function: metalloendopeptidase activity. The record is from RefSeq and is a predicted model, not a curated record. NCBI's taxonomy places the organism in Eukaryota, Metazoa, Arthropoda, Insecta, Lepidoptera, Noctuidae. Bases 295 to 2814 code for a protein of 839 amino acids.
AAUCUCAUAAGCCGCUAUCCAUUGACGCGUUUCAACUCACAUGAUUGUGUAGUAGUGGUUUUAGAGGAGCAAUGUACUAGGAAUUAUAGCAAAUAAUAAAUUAAAUCUUCGUGAAUUUUUUGUUAAAUGUUUUGAAGUAGAUAUCUAAGUUCCUACAUUAAUUCUAGAUUUUAAUAUAUAAUGUGAUUAUUUUAAGUCAAAGUGAAGUAUUAUUAAACAAGCAGUGUCAAGGUUUAAAAGUUUGACAAUGAAACUUUUCAUGUUGUUUGGUUUUGAAUUUGUGAAAUAGUAAACAUGCACGCGUGGUCGGGGGAAGAUGGUGACGUUAUGGGCCCCACAGUCACAAGGGCAGGCAGUGCUAAGCCCAACACUCCUCCGCUGAAGAACGGCAAUGACUUAAGGGAGUCUGGCUACCUGAUCGCCGUCGGCUCCAGAACAUCCAGGUUCAGAAGAAAAUACAGAAAGAGAAUGCCAGUCAUAGUCAUUAUUGUCAUAUUUAUUCUAAUACUUAUAGCUUUCAUUGUGAUAUCUAUUUUAUAUGCACUAGCAGUACACAGGAAACCAGUGAAGUUAUGCGAGAGCACUGAAUGUCUGCGUUCAGCUGUAAACCUCGCCCUGUCCAUGGACACCAGUGCUGAUCCAUGUCAAGAUUUUUAUCAGUACGCUUGCGGCAAUUGGGCCUCCGACCACCCCAGACCUGAUGCGUACCAGUCGUACGACUGGUUCCAAGACAAGCAGAUCAAGGUAUACUUCCUGGUGAGGGACUUCCUCAACAGGAACACGAGCCACCAGCCCAAAGCAGUACAGCAGGCCAAGGAUAUGUACAAUGGAUGUAUGGACACGGAGACAUUGGACGAACGUGGAUUGAAACCAGUGAUAGCGAUACUGGAAACGCUUGGCUUACCUCCUUACCCAACAUAUAUCAACGCGACAGACGACGUCGACUACUCUGCCUACACCUUCGAUUGGCUGGACACCGUCAUUAAAGUCAAGACUGAGAUCGGCAUGGACGUGCUCAUCGGGUUCGACAUCUUCACCGACCUCAAGAACUCCACAGUCUUCAAACUCAUGAUGGGAUCGCCAGAAGCCACUAAUCCUUUUCCAAGCACUUACAGAGAAAGAAAACGUCACGGCAGAAGAACACUAAAAGAUCUUAUUAACUUCAUAGAAAAACCUUCUACACGAGACCUUAUACACAAGAUUGAACGCCGCAGUGAUAAAUCAGAAGACUUAGACGAGAAAAUAGCUCAAAUACAUAAGUUAUUCUACGCAGAGCUGAUGAAACUGUUCGUUGUGGAAGGAGGUGGAACUAAAAACUCUAAAUUGACAGAAGUAGAACUAGACGAGAAUAUAAUUGAGGCUGCCAAUGUAUAUUUCGAGACAUACAGUGAUAUUUAUGAGUUAGAAUCAAGUAACUCUACAGAAAUGGAUGACGACGAUGAUCUAAACAUACCAGAAUAUACAGUGGAUGAAAUACAGGCACACACAGACGCAGUCGUUGAAAACAAUAAUGGCACUGCCACACCUAUAUGGAAGAAGUACUUGGAAGGAAUAUUCAACGUCAGCAAUACUGUGCUGGACUUCGAAAAGGACAAGAUUCUCGUGUCUGAUGAGGAUUUGAAGUACAUGUCGCUGAUGGCUGCGUACGUGGCCAGGACUCCACCUGUCGUGUUAGAACUUUAUAUCUGGAUAAAGGUGGUAGAAGUAAUGUCGGUUCACACCACCACGGAGCUGCGCACGUUGUUCCAAAGAGCGUACGACCAGACGCACGGUCACAAGUCGGUAACUCCUCGCAGCGUACAAUGUGCCAAUGCUGUCAACGACAUGCUAGGCAUGGCUGUGUCCUACGGUAUUGCAGAUCCACACUUCUUCAAUGUCACAAAACCGAAGAUAAUAACAAUGAUUGAUGAACUAAAAGAUUCAUUAGCUCACCUCGUCGGCCAAGCAAGAUGGAUGGACGACAAUACAAAGAUAGCAACGUAUCAGAAGAUCAUUGAAAUGAAGUCUCUCGUUGGAUUCCCAGACUGGCUUCUGGAAGAAGGAAGGCUAGAAGAAUAUUAUGAAGGAAUAGACAUUGACGCUGAGAAACAUCUAGAGAACAUAAUCAAUAUAAAUCAAGUCAAAACGAGGAAAGUUCUCAAUAUGUUUAGGGAACCAAACAAUAUCACUUGGGCCACUGAUCCUACGGAAGUUAAUGCGUAUCAUACGUUUCGAGAGAAUACUAUAACUGUCCCUAUGGUGAUGUUGCAGCAUCCUUUCUUUGACUUAGGACUUGACUCACUAAACUACGGCUCCCUGGGAACGGUUCUUGGGCAUGAAAUAACGCAUGGCUUCGAUAGCGUUGGCCGUCAUUUCGACAAGAACGGCAACAUGUUGCCGUGGUGGUCCAACAGCACCAUCGACUCGUUCGUCAACAUGACGCGCUGCUUCAUCGACCAGUACUCCGAGUACUAUCUACCAGAGCUAGACAAACAUGUAGACGGUAAAAACACGUUGGCCGAAAAUAUUGCUGACAACGGAGGAUUGAGGGAAGCAUUAGCAGCUCUAAAGCAUCAUCUCAGGAAACGAGGUCCAGAGCCGAAGCUGCCAGGCUUCGAACGUAUGACUCCUGAACAACUGUUCUUCUUGUCUUACGGGAAUCUAUGGUGUGGAGUUUCCACGAAGGAUGCCUUGAAGUCAGACCUGGAGGAUGCGCACACUCCUCACCUGUUCAGAGCUCAGGGUGUUCUGCAGAACAACGAGGAGUUUGCCAGAGCCUUCCAUUGCCGACCGGGGUCCAAAAUGAACCCGGGAAAACGAUGCAUCAUAUUUUGAAGAUUACAAGAGGGAACAACUAGUCAACUACUAAGUCAACAGAAACAAGAAUGUACUCAAAUGUGAAUAGAACAUAGACAAGAAAGUGUUUUGUAAUCGUACCCUUACUGCCGUACUCUGAGUCGUUUACAGGUUACUCAACCCAUUCCUUAGCAAUUGUUUUCCAUACAAAAUCGAUACUAAAGAAUACUUUAAGUAAUCAUUAAAUAUCUCUGAGUACGGCUUUUAGUUAAGAAUUAAGUCUAGGAACCAAUAUUUUUAUGUCAAUGUGUGUGCCAUAGAAUAUUAUGACAAAUGAAAUAGUACUUUUAUACGCCUGAUCUCUACCAUGAGUAUAAAGCAUUAGUAUUUAACGAUAGUCGCUAGCGACGACGUAAUUUUUUGCAUGGCAAAUUUUAGUUACACAGGUGACCGGUAGAGGCGUUGUAAAAUUUGACAUAUAGAAACGGGGCGAGACGUUGUAAAUUAAACGUCGUUGCUAGCGACUAUCGACAAAUACUAUUGCUUUAAACUCAUGGUAGAGGUACUGAUCUCAUCGUGUGGUAAUUAAUGUACCUAAAUAUUAAUUUUACUAACAAACAUUAUAAUAUGAACGCACAACAUUUUGACUUGUCUACGUUUCAGCACUUUUCGUUUUACGGUAACUUGCGUCUUCGUGUGUUCAUAUUUUUACAUAAUUCCUACGUACUCGUAAUUUGUGAUAAAUGA